Penicillium diatomitis is the source of this 1773-nucleotide messenger RNA. Its product is annotated as WD40 repeat domain-containing protein. Gene Ontology annotation, cellular component: Pwp2p-containing subcomplex of 90S preribosome; small-subunit processome. Gene Ontology annotation, molecular function: protein binding. Bases 1 to 1773 code for a protein of 590 amino acids. The record is from RefSeq and is a predicted model, not a curated record. The transcript is spliced from 5 exons. NCBI's taxonomy places the organism in Eukaryota, Fungi, Ascomycota, Eurotiomycetes, Eurotiales, Aspergillaceae. Gene Ontology annotation, biological process: rRNA processing.
AUGCCCAGCACAGGGCUCAAAACCAAGACCAAGCGGGUUUCCGCUCGGUCACCGUUCGAAAACACCGCCGCCGCGACCCAUUCCGCGGACGAGGAUAUCGACAUGGAUGAUGAAACGAGCUCCGACGAGGAAAGUGUUCCUGAAAAGGACGAGGAUGAAUUGAAGCUGGAAAAGAUGCUUUUCGGUGACGACGAUGGAUUCAUGGGUGCACUCAAGGCCCAGCAGCAACGGGAAAAUGGAAUGCGACUUGCCGUCCUGAGCGAUGAGAGUGCCGACGAGGAGGGAGAGGACGAGGAAGUUGAUCUGACUAACAUGGCCGAUGAGGAUCUUUUCUUCCUCGACUCUGGCAAUGUGCAGACCUCUACCGAUCUUGACGAAAUGGCGGAGACGCCCUCUGACGAGGAAGCGGAUGAAGAAGAUGAUGAUGAUGUUGUGCCUGCGGUCUGGCACGACAGCGAUGACGAGCGCAUUGCGGUAUCUCUUGCGAGCCAGUCCAAGCUGCGCAAGCUUCGCAAUUUCGAAUCAGAGGACAUUAUUAGCGGUACCGAAUAUACACGACGACUGCGCAGACAGUUUCAGCGCAUGAACCCACUGCCGGAGUGGGCGGACCCUGAACUUGCCGCUAAGCGUCGCAGGGUCGACUCGGACGAUUCGGACAUGGAGAGAGACGAGGAAAUGGAUUCUGAUGAGGAUGAGUCAUUGGCCGCCCAGCCGCUCGCCAAGCUCCUCCAGAAUACCUCUGAUCUGACUCGAAUUGAGGAUAACAAGCCUGGCAGUAAGCGCAGACUCCGACAGGAGGUGGUCAAUAUCCAGCGAUUGAAAGACGUUGGCAAGGCGCAACCGUCGUCCAUCGACUCUCUCAUGUUCCACCCACACUAUCCCCUUCUUCUCUCCUCGGGACCCGCCUCUACGCUCUUCCUGCAUCACAUCUCCCCUUCUGCACCCUCGCCUAACCCCCUCCUUACAUCCCUCCACAUCAAGCGCACUCCUCUCCACACGUCGGCGUUUGCGCCUUCCGGCGGAAAUCGAAUCUUCGCCUCCGGCCGUCGCCGAUAUUUCCACAUUUGGGAUCUUGACACCGGCAAAGUCGACAAAGUCAACGGCUCCGCAGACCGCAAGGCAGAGCAAAAAUCGAUGGAACGUUUCAAGAUCUCCCUGCGGACGCUACGUCGGCUUGUUCGCGUCGAUGGUCGUGGCGGUGUAGCGGAUUUCGCCUGGUGGUCGGACGGCGAGGGUAUGACGGUGGCCAGCAAGAACGGCGAAGUGUCCGAAUGGGACGGCCGCCAGCGGAGAAUCAUCGCCCGUUGGCUGGAUGCCGGCGCAGUUGGCAACACGGUUAUUGCACUGGGUGGUCGUAGCGGCCGGACUGAGCUCGGCGGAGAUCGCUGGGUAGCUAUCGGUAGCACCAGCGGCAUCGUCAACAUCUACGAUCGUCGCGACUGGGCCGCCGCGGCCUCGUCUGCACAAGGCGAUGACUCGACACAGGCGGGUGUGCCGCGAAGCCCGACACCUAUCCGAGUAUUCGAUCAGCUCACCACACCCGUGAGCCAUUUGGUAUUCGCACCAGACGGCCAGAUGAUGGUCAUGGCCAGCCGAUGGAAAAAGGACGCUCUUCGUCUUGUGCAUCUCCCCUCAUGUACCGUCUACCGCAACUGGCCCACGUCGAGCACACCACUGGGCCGUAUCUCAUCCGUCGCCAUUUCUCCCAAUAACGAGCAAUUGGCCGUGGCCAACGAGCAAGGCCGUAUCCGUUUGUUUGAAAUCAGGGGUUAG